AUGAUGAUGGUUAUGGAGUUGUGCGAAGGAAAGGACCUGGUUGAUUAUGUCUUGAAGCACCCACCAGGGGGCAUUUCCACCUCUUCUUGCCAGCGGCUGAUGCAGCAGCUCCUUUUGGCUGUCAACUUCCUCCACUCCUUUGACAUAUUGCACAGAGACAUAAAACUGGACAAUGUGAUCUUCAAAGGGGCCGAAGGCGCGCGAGGCGAUUUGGCCCUUUUGGAUUUCGACAUGUGUUUGCUGCUGGACAGCAGCAGCAGCAGCAGCAGCAGCAGCAGCAGCAGCGGCAGCAAGACGGAGGUCGCUGUCGUAGGCACGAGAGAAUAUAUGGCCCCCGAGUGUUUCACGGGCCAGUACAGCCGCGCUUCCGACGUUUGGAGUUUGGGGGUAAUUCUUUAUGUGCUGCUGGAUGGCCAUUUUCCUUUUGACGUGAACAGCAUCAGCAGCAGCACAGCAGCAGCAGCAGCAGCAGCAGCAACUGAGGACCCGGCAGCAGCAGCAGCAGCAGCAGCAGCGGGAGGGGUCCCCGCCGCGGCAGCCGCAGCGCUGCCCGCGGGCGCCCCGCACGCCCCGCAGCAGCAGCAGCCGCCGCAGCCGCAGCCCCCCACCCAGCAGCAGCAGCAGCAGCAGCAGCAGCAGCAGCAGCAGCAGCAGCUGAGCGGGCGAGCCAUUCGGCGGCUGCUGAAGCAAGGUGCUGCCUUUUUGUCAACUUUGCGGCAGCGGCAUCCUCUUGCUGCAGACUUGAUUGAGUCCAUGCUCGAGUUCGACUCCAAGGCCCGCAUGCAAACUGCGUUUGAAGCGCUGCACCACCCGUGGCUCUUGCCAGUGCCUUCAGCUUUGCCGGCGCAGCAGCUGCCGCCGCAGCAGCAGCUGCUGCUGCAGCAGCUGCAGCAGCAGGUGCUGCAGCAGCAGUUGAAGAGGCGGCAGCAGAAGCAGCAGCAGAAGCAGCAGCAAAGGCAGCAUGCAGCCAUCGGGAAGCUCCCAGCAGCAGCAGCAGCGGCAGCUGCGGUGCCAGCGGCAGAAACAUGGAUUCAUCAGGAUCGCUUUGCUGCAGCUGCUGUAGCAGCAACACAGCAGCAGCAGCAGCAGCAGCACCAGCUGCCCUGGAACUGCAGCACAACUGCUGCUCGCAUGUCUCGGCCCUUCCAAGGCACACAGGCGGCGCUGCCAGGCUGCAAGACUGCUGCAGCACAUCAUGCGCAGCAGUAUUUCAAGCAGCAAUUUGCUCGCCAGCAACAGCCGCCGCAGCAGCAGCUGCAACGCUCUGCAGCAGCAGCAGCAACUGAUGGUGCUGCUGCUGCUGCUGCUGCUGUUGCCCUUCCGAUAGAGAGCCAGCACGUAGCAGCAGCUAGCCUUGAAAAGGAAACGAACCUGCAACGACUGCAACAGCAGCAGCUGCAGCAGCAACAACUGCAGCAGCAGCAACUGCAGCAUCAGCAACUGCAGCAACAGCCAGAGCAGCAGCAGCAGCAGCAGCAGCAGCAGCGCUUCUUUGUGACAAGGCAGCAGUUCAAUUUACCGCAGCCGAUGGAGCACCACCUUCAGCAGAUGCCGCUGUCUGCACACCCCACGCAGCAGCUGCAGCAGCAACAGCUGCAGCAGCAACAGCUGCAGCAGCAACAGCUGCAGCAGCAGCAGCAGCGGCUGCAGCUGCAGCAGCGCGUGCAGCAGCAGCAGCAGCAGCAGCAGCUGGCCCAGCUGCAGGCGCGGCAGUUCCAGCUGCAGCAGCAACUGCAGCAGCAGCAACUGCAGCAGCAACUGCAGCAACUGCAGCAGCAGCAAGCCAUACCCCGCAGCACGGCCCUCAGGGGCCCCACACCUGCAGCAGCAAAGCAGCCACCAAGUUUGGGCGAAGCAGCAGCUGCAGCAGCAGCAGCAGAAGCAGCAGCUGCAGCAGAAGCAGCUGCUGCUGCUGCGGCAGCAGCAGCAGCAGCACAGCAGGGUCUCAUUGAACUGUGUCUGAGAUGCCUCGUAGGCAGAGCAGCAGCAGAAGUAGUAGCAGCACGAGCAGCAGCAGAAGUGGUAGCAGCAGCAACAGCAGCAAUAGUGUCUGCAGCAGCAACAGCAGCAGCAGCCGUGGCAGCAGCAGGAGCAGCUGUAGCAGCAGCAUCAGGAGGAGCAGUGGUAGCAGUAGCAGCAGCAGCAGCAGCAGCAGCAGCAGCAGCAGCAGCACUAGUACUAUCGGCUUGGCAGCAGCAGCAGCAGCAGCAGGAUCAGCAGCAGCAAGAUCAGCAGGAUCAGCAGCAGCAGCAGAAUCAGCAGCAGCAGGAUCAGCAGCAGCAGCAGGAUCAGCAGCAGCAGCAGCAUGUUCAGCAGCAGCAGGAUCAGCAGCAGCAGCAGCAGCAGCAGCAGCACCUGCGGGGCGUUCUGUUCUUCGGGAGGACUUGCAAAAGGGCCCAAGUUGAUUUGAAUAAUGGAAUUUAA
Messenger RNA from Eimeria tenella, 2424 nucleotides. RefSeq names its product protein kinase, putative. Bases 1 to 2424 code for a protein of 807 amino acids. Gene Ontology annotation, cellular component: cytoplasm; nucleus. The record is from RefSeq and is a predicted model, not a curated record. Lineage: Eukaryota; Apicomplexa; Conoidasida; Eucoccidiorida; Eimeriidae. Gene Ontology annotation, molecular function: ATP binding; calcium/calmodulin-dependent protein kinase activity; calmodulin binding. The transcript has 9 exons. Gene Ontology annotation, biological process: protein autophosphorylation; peptidyl-serine phosphorylation; intracellular signal transduction.